AAAUCUUUAAACAAUAAAAAGAAAAGUCUUGGUUAAUGGAUAAGCUAUUGAUUAAUAAAAUAAAUGGCUCCUUUGUAAAAUAAGACAUCAUCUAGCAAUGGAUAGCCAACGAACAAAUGGUGAAAAUAAUUUCGGUACCGACCGAUCCGCAAUUAGCUUUUUAGACUGGAAGAAUUUCUUUUCGGAAAUAUCUAUAGAAGGAAUUCGUUACGUUAUAAAACCUGGUGUACAUAUUUCAAGAAGAAUAUUCUGGUUUAUAUUAAUUAUCUUAAGCUUUGGUUUUCUCCUUUUCCAAAUACAAUCUAGAUUUGCGUAUUACAAAAGUCGACCAACAAGAGUUGACAUUAGCUUUAUUAGAAAUGAAACUCUUCGUUUUCCCACCAUUACUAUAUGCAAUUCAAAUUAUAUAAAUCUUACAAGAACUAAAGAGUUUGGUAUUACAGAUAUAGUGAGAGAAUUAAAUUCAGAGAAUCCAAAUUUUUCAUUCGUAGAGAAAGCUUUUAAGGAGAAUCCAAAUGUUAAUUUGAACGAAAUACACGAUUAUCUGUCAAUGGAUGUUGCACGUCAAAUAAUAACUUGUUCAUUUAGCGGCAAACCAUGCAGUGCAAGUGAUUUUACAAUUGUGCAAACAUCAGCUGGAAAAUGUUUUCAAUUCAAUACGAAAACACAAGGUUAUAUGGUUAAUGAACCUGGUCUUAAAUUUGGCUUUAAUAUAAAAUUAUACGCUGAUGAGAAGAAUUACCUAUUCACAAGUUGGAAUAGUGUUGGCUAUAGAAUAUUGCUGCACGAUGAACUUGCUAAACCGGAUGUAGAUGUGUUCGGUUUUAUUAUCGGUGUUGGAGCACUUACAUCAGUCUCUAUUAAAUUAAACAAAUUUAUUAGAUUACCGCAACCUUAUGGAGAAUGUAACGAUAGCAAGAAUUAUCGUUAUGACGCCUGUAUUGAGCAAUGUAAAGCGAAAUUCAUUGUGAAAUCUUGUAAAUGCGUACCUUUAUGGUAUUCUGCAGAGUCUACUGUUUGCGAUCCUUUGAGAGUGUCUGUUUGUGCAUUACCAAAAAUGCAAGAAUACUACCUAACAAAUCAACAAUCUAAAUGUUCUUGUAAAUCUCAAUGUCACGAUUUAAAUUACGAUUAUAGCCUAUCAUCUUCUCGAUUCUCUAAAAUUGAUAAAAAUAUAAUGGCGACUUCAACAGGCAUGACUGUAAAAGAAGUUGAAGACAAUAUUGUUUCUUUGAAUAUACAUUUUUCCAGUUUAGAAUAUCAGAAAAUUGAAAUUAAGAAAGCCUAUCCCAUUCUUGCGCUAUUUUCAGAUAUUGGAGGUGCAUUUGGAUUAUUUCUUGGAUCUACUAUAAUUACAUUUAUUGAAAUUGCUGAUUGGCUUUUGUUAAAUACAAUGAUAAUAUGUAAACGAUAUUAUAGCAGACAGAAAGCCAAUAUACUUAAAGUGAAGCCAUCGGAUAACGCAGAUUCAUAAUGUAUUAUUUAUUCUUAUUAAACACUCUUAUAACUUUAAAAUUAAGAGAACAAACGUACAUUAAUAGAUAAAUGGGUACGAACAAGCUUAAUACAUAAAAUUGUUUACUUAUCAAUAUUUCAGCCUAUAUUCUUAAUAUUUAAUUAUUCCGAA
Dimorphilus gyrociliatus is the source of this 1627-nucleotide messenger RNA. Lineage: Eukaryota; Metazoa; Annelida; Polychaeta; Dinophilidae. The record is from the annotation of a GenBank genome assembly.